Racocetra persica is the source of this 1368-nucleotide messenger RNA. Lineage: Eukaryota; Fungi; Glomeromycota; Glomeromycetes; Diversisporales; Gigasporaceae. The record is from the annotation of a GenBank genome assembly.
AUGCAUUACUACUUAGCAGCGAUUGCAUUUGUUAUCUACGUUUUGUACAAGUGUUAUAUUUAUCCUGUCUAUUUGUCCCCAUUACGUAAAAUUCCUGGUCCACCUGCUGAAAAUUUUAUUCUUGGGCACUAUACCUCUUCUUUAAAUAAAGAUCUAGCUAAAGGUCUUGCCCACUUAGUAAAACAAUAUGGUGUGAUGGUUAGAUAUCAUGGCUUAUUUAAUGAACCUUAUAUCGUAAUUGCCGAUCAAAGACUUGUCCAGCAAAUAAUGUUAGGUCAUUCAUAUGAAUAUCCGAGGGCCGUCUUUAACAAAGAUAUGUUGAAAGAAGUUAUAGGUGAAGGUAUUAUAUUUGCUGAAGGAGGUGCUCAUAAACGACAAAGAAAAAUGAUGUCUCCUUCAUUUGGGUUUUCCCAUGUCAAGGAAAUGGCUCCAACAUUCGUUCAAGCUGGCCAUAAAUUAAAAGAUCUUUGGAUGAAACAAAUUGAUAAUAAAAAAGUGGAACGAAUCACGAUUACAGAUUUAAUUCCAAAGAUAGCUUUAGAUGUUAUCGGUCGUGUUGGGUUUAAUCACGAAUUUAAUUGUACUGGCUCGCAAUCUGAAUUAGCUCAAGCAUACAAUACAAUAACUAGUCAAAAUGAUUCUGUUUUAUACUUGACCCUUAACAACAUAAUUCCAAUCAGAAAAUCUCCAACUUCUUAUAAUAACGAACGUUAUGAUUCUAUUAAAAUUAUCAAUAAUACUUCUGAGAGACUAGUUGCUGAACAAAAAAAUAGUCCUGUUAUGACAUUACUUUUUGCUGGACACGAGACUACUAGUACUGCACUAUCUUGGAUUUUAUACUUUCUCGCUGAAAAUCCUGAUACUCAGGAUCGUCUUCGUAAAGAAGUGCUUGAUUUAUUUGCUGACCGUAAUCAUCAUCCAACUUAUGAUGAAAUUGAACAUUUGAAAUAUUCGGAAUGUGUUAUUAAAGAAACUUUAAGGAUCAUGCCACCUGCGCCGCAACUACUUCGUCGUACUUCAAAGGAUGAAGUAAUGAAUGGCUAUUUUAUUCCAAAGGGAACUCAGUUAUGGAUUUCUAUCUACUCACUCCAUCACGAUCCCUCAAUUUGGGGUGAUGAUGUUGAACAUUUUAACCCGUCUCGAUGGCUUGAUCCAGAAAAAUCAAAAAUAACAAACAGUAAUUACUUGCCUUUUGGUGCUGGUCCAAAAACUUGUUUGGGCAUGAAAAUGGCUCUUUUGGAACUUAGAUCUAUUUUAUCGGUGAUUAUUAGAAAUUUUGAAUUUAAAUUAGUUGAAGAUUUUACUUUUCAAAGUAAAUCUUUCGGUAUAGCUAAACCUAUUCCUGGAAUUGAUUUAUUGGUUUCAAAA